Molecule: messenger RNA, 1059 nt
Organism: Schistocerca piceifrons (Central American locust)
Lineage: Eukaryota; Metazoa; Arthropoda; Insecta; Orthoptera; Acrididae
Product: cAMP-dependent protein kinase catalytic subunit 1-like
Exons: 1
Coding region: 1-1059 (352 amino acids)
Biological process (GO): peptidyl-serine phosphorylation
Cellular component (GO): cAMP-dependent protein kinase complex; nucleus
Molecular function (GO): cAMP-dependent protein kinase activity; ATP binding
Source: RefSeq, a predicted model, not a curated record
AUGAGUCUAAACACUGAAAGAGAUGAUUCAUUCCCUGUAAUUAAUGAUUAUGAAGAGUUCCUGAAAAAGUCAAAAACUCACUUUGAAAAUACCUUCAACAAGAAAGUAUCGACCACCAUGUCUAUUGAAGAGUUUAGUUGUAUAAGAACUCUAGGCACUGGUUCAUUUGGCCGUGUCAUGCUUGUCAGACAUAAGGGAUCUGGAAAUUAUUAUGCUAUUAAAAUUCUGGAUAAAUCAAGAAUCGUUAAACUAAGACAAAUAGAACAUACAUUAAAUGAGAAGAAGAUACUCCAGGGUCUCCGAUUCCCUUUUAUAGUUUACCUAGAAUAUUCUUUUAUGGAUAGUAAUUAUAUUUAUUUUGCAAUGCCAUUUGUAUCUGGUGGUGAAAUGUUCUCUCUUCUCCGAAAGAGUGGAAAAUUUGAAGAAACACAGUCAAAAUUCUAUGCAGCGCAGGUAGUUUUGGCUUUAGAAUACAUGCAUUAUCUUGAUAUUAUUUAUCGUGACCUAAAACCAGAAAACAUUUUAAUAGACAGAUUUGGCUACUUAAAAGUUACAGACCUUGGUUUCUGCAAAGUUAUAAGUUCUAGAACAUGGACACUUUGUGGCACACCAGAAUACAUAGCUCCUGAAAUUAUUUUAAGUAAGGGAUAUGGCAUGGCUGUUGACUGGUGGUCCUUUGGUGUUCUUGUAUAUGAAAUGAGUGCUGGCUUUCCACCUUUCUAUGCCAAAGAGCCAAUGAAGAUUUAUGAGAAAAUACUAUCGGGCAAGUAUCGAAAUGCACCUUCUUUUGGUAGUGACAUUAAAGACCUUAUAAAAAACUUGCUUCAGGUUGAUGUUACCAGAAGGUUUGGUAAUCUUAAAAAUGGUGUCGAGGACAUUAAGAAUCACAGAUGGUUCAAUAGUAUUAACUGGAUGGAAAUCUUAAACAGAGAAAUCAAACCCCCAUAUGUACCAUCUUUAAAAUCUUCUGGGGAUUCAAGCAACUUUGACCAAUAUAGAGAGGAGCCCCUGAAGCAGUCAGGGACAGACAGAUAUGCAAGAGAGUUUAGAGAUUUCUAA